Rotaria sp. Silwood1 is the source of this 309-nucleotide messenger RNA. The record is from the annotation of a GenBank genome assembly. NCBI's taxonomy places the organism in Eukaryota, Metazoa, Rotifera, Eurotatoria, Philodinida, Philodinidae.
AUGAAACAAAUUAAAAUGACAUUGAAACAACACCUAAUACAAUUUAUGAAAAAAGUCUUUUAUCAUGCUUCUAAUAAUGAACCAUAUUCAAUUGCAUUCAUAGAUUCUCUAUCAAUAUACUUUGAUACAAUACAAAAUUAUGUUGAAUUAACAUGUCAAUUUUCAACAGGUGAUAUACAUGAUAAAGCAUCAUUUCUUAGUUGUGAAACAGAUCAAAUAAUGUCAUGUUGUACAUUAUCGAGAACAGUAUUAUCAAUAAUUGAAUAUCUUUAUCAACGACAUGGUUUAACUAUAUCAAAUAUAUUAUAA